Acanthosepion pharaonis is the source of this 1149-nucleotide messenger RNA. NCBI's taxonomy places the organism in Eukaryota, Metazoa, Mollusca, Cephalopoda, Sepiida, Sepiidae. The record is from the annotation of a GenBank genome assembly.
AUGAUUGCAAAUUCUAAGGAAAGUAUUCAAUAUUUGGAAAUAAGCUUCUUUCACCCACUUCCUUCUCCCCACUUGCUUGUCCUCACUUCCUUGUUCCUACUUGUUUGUCCUCACUUGCUUGUCCUCACUUCAUUUUUCCUACUUGUUUGUCCUCACUUGCUUGUCCUCACUUCCUUGUUCCUUCUUGUUUGUCCUCUCUUCCUUGUUCCUACUUGUUUGUCCUCACUUGCUUGUCCUCACUUCCUUGUUCCUACUUGUUUGUCCUCACUUGCUUGUCCUCACUUCCUUGUUCCUACUUGUUUGUCCUCACUUGCUUGUCCUCACUUCAUUUUUCCUACUUGUUUGUCCUCACUUCCUUGUUCCUUCAUGUUUGUCCUCACUUCCUUGUUCCUACUUGCUUGUCCUCACUUGCUUGUCCUCACUUCCUUGUUCCUACUUGUUUGUCCUCACUUCCUUGUUCCUACUUGUUUGUCCUCACUUGCUUGUCCUCACUUCCUUGUUCCUACUUGUUUGUCCUCACUUGCUUGUCCUCACUUCCUUGUUCUUACUUGUUUGUCCUCACUUGUUUGUCCUCACUUCCUUGUUCCUACUUGUCUGUCCUCACUUGCUUGUCCUCACUUCCUUGUUCCUACUUGUUUGUCCUCACUUGCUUGUCCUCACUUCCUUGUUCCUACUUGUUUGUCCUCACUUGCUUGUCCUCACUUCCUUGUUCCUACUUGUUUGUCCUCACUUGCUUGUCCUCACUUCCUUGUUCCUACUUGUCUGUCCUCACUUGCUUGUCCUCACUUCCUUGUUCCUACUUGUUUGUCCUCACUUGCUUGUCCUCACUUCCUUGUUCCUACUUGUUUGCCCUCACUUGCUUGUCCUCACUUCCUUGUUCCUUCUUGUUUGUCCUCACUUCCUUGUUCCUACUUGUUUGUCCUCUCUUGCUUGUACCCACUUCCUUGUCCUCACUUGCUUGUUCUCACUUCCUUGUUCCUAUUUGCUUGUCCUCUCUUGCUUGUACCCACUUCCUUGUCCCCACUUGCUUGUCCCAACUUGCUUGUCCUGACUUGCUUGUUCCAGCUUGCUUGUCCUGACUUGCUUGUCCUCACUUGCUUGUCCUCACUUGCUUGUCCCGACUUGCUUGUCCCGACUUGCUUGUCCUGA